AUGUCCGGCUUUGUGAAGGGCGUUUGCGAAGAUCUCUGCCCUCAGAAUGAGGCAAAAUUACGAAUACGGGAGAAGUUACUACACUAUUUUGAGUAUAAAAAUGGCCAGAAACAUGUACCCGGAAAGUUGGUUAAAUGUUUCUCCAGAUCGGCAGCUGACAAGAAAAUCCCACGGCCUCAAGAUAUGAGAACCGAAGGUUGUCUACAAAGAUGCGUUGAAUACUUGUUGCGCGAAAUUGUCUUGGAUAACCGGAAACCGUAUAACAUUGUUUACGAUUUCAUUUUCGAUCGUCUACGAUCGGUGAGACAAGAAAUCGUUAUGCAGGACUAUAACGCUAAACAAACGAUAAAAUUAUUGGAACCUAUGAUUAUGUUCCUGUGCUAUAGCCGUUAUAAACUUACCGAGGAAGCUAUAGACAAUUUUGAUCCAAAAAUAUGCGAACAACACCUACAGGAGUGUCUUAAACGUGCCCUGGUGUGCUAUGAUGAAAUUCCAACGAAAGAAUUGAAUCUAUUGGAAAUACGUAGACGAACAUUUAUUGAAUCAUUAUAUCAAAUAUUUAAUUUAGGAUCUCUCGAGGCUAUGAAGCGCUGCCUUACCGUAGAUGAAGACAUUAAAUCUGAACCGUUAUUUGAGUUGGUAUUCAAAAUUUGUCUUAGCCACAUACAAGGGAAUUUGUAUCGAGUCUUAAAUGGAAUACAGGGUCUUCCUCAUAUUUUAUGUGCAAUAGGAUCGUUAAAGUUACCAACUUUAAGAAGACAAUUAUAUCAUGUAUUCGCCCAUGCCUAUAGCAGUAAGCAACUGCUAGUUCCGGUGGAUUUCGUAUUACGCCUAUCUGGCCAUGCCAGUAAAUAUGAGCUAUUUGAAGAUUGUAAAUACUACAAUAUAAAUCUGAGUGAAGAUAAGCAAUCUUUGCAUUUUCAAAAGACAGAUUUUAAAAAUGAUUUAGCAAUUCAAAAAUGCAAACAUGAACAAUUUGUUGACAUCAAAAUCAAAAAUAUUUAUUUACCCGAAAUAUUACUGUUAAAAAAAUUUUAA
Molecule: messenger RNA, 1038 nt
Organism: Musca vetustissima
Lineage: Eukaryota; Metazoa; Arthropoda; Insecta; Diptera; Muscidae
Product: SAC3 domain-containing protein 1
Exons: 5
Coding region: 1-1038 (345 amino acids)
Biological process (GO): spindle assembly; centrosome duplication
Cellular component (GO): spindle; centrosome; nucleus
Source: RefSeq, a predicted model, not a curated record